UGUUAUUGUUGUCAAAGCAAAAAGAGAUAAUAAUUCCUGGCAUAUGAUUCCAAAAAGAGAUAAUAAUUCCUGGCAAAUGUUAAAUUGCUGUUCAUAUUAAUUUUUAUUUUCACUUAACUCCAUCCACCUUUGAUUGGAUACACUUUCAGAUGCCUUUUGAUUCCUGUGUUUCAAAAUUUCAACCUUUUACAAAUUUGAAUCUCAAUCUUCAGGAAAUAUUUUUAAUUGGUAGCUGCAUGUCCUCAACUUUCAUUUCUUAGAAAUAAGACGGUACUAAAAUUAUUGUCAAUACAAGAAAAAAAUCUUUCACUACACAUCAUUCAAUCAUUUCUAUAACACCCAAACCCAAGAAGAAAACAUUAAGAUAUGCAACACAGCUAAGUCUGUGUUGAUAAAUAAGCUAGAACUGAACAGUGUUGCAGUGUCCCAGCUAUCAUUUUGACAAUGAUAACCUAGAUCUAAUUUAAGUGUGGUACAAACUCAUCAAUGGCAAGGCAUGACGCUGCACUUUUUACAUGUGAUACAGUCUCCUGUCACCAGGGUACCCAAAAAACAAACUAUGAGCUAAACAUUUGCAUUGGUGAGUGCAUGUUGGAUUUAUGUACCAUUCAUGAGUGUGGGAAUUACAAUGUGGAAACUAGCACAAGGUUUCUCCAAGAUUUGAUGUAUUGCACUUUUUGUGUUACAUGUGCAAAGAAUAUGUGGAAGACUUAGCCAAGAUACCCCUGAAUACUUUAAAGGAUAAGAAUGUCAAACUUGUGGUAAUAGGAUGUGCACCAUGGAAAUUUAUCAAGCAUUUCAAACAAGAAACAGGUUACCAGUAUGACAUGUAUUGUGAUCCAGAUAGGAACAUUUACAAGUGUCUCAAAUGCAAGUGCGAAGCCAAUCAUACCAGAAAGGUGGUAAACAAACAUAUCAAGUCUAAUGCUUUAAGUGGAAUACUAAAGAGCACAUGGCGUGCUAUGCAAUUUCCCAAUGAAUGGCAGGGGGAUCCCAGUCAGAUGGGAGCCACAUUCAUCCUCGGGCCAGGUUCAACUGUACACUUUUCACACCUUGAUGGUAACUCGGCAGACCAAGUGGCAAUCAAUGACUUACUGAUAGAGGCAGGCUGUGAUACUGUGGACUUUGAGAAAGACCAAAGAGUUCUACAUGUUUAAGAAUUAGUUGCCAGACAGGAGUCGUGUAAUAAUAAUAAUAAUCUUUAUUGAGAUAUUGCAACCCGAAGGUUGAAGUUAUACAUAUAUAUAUAUA
This is a messenger RNA of Lingula anatina, 1251 nucleotides long. RefSeq names its product peroxiredoxin-like 2C. The record is from RefSeq and is a predicted model, not a curated record. Lineage: Eukaryota; Metazoa; Brachiopoda; Lingulata; Lingulida; Lingulidae.